AUGGCGACGGUUAGGCGAAUCAUACCUCACACUAAACGGGGAAAGGUGACCCGACAUAAUUACGUGAAUAUGUACGUGGAGGCGGGGACGCUGGAGACAGGGAGCGACGACGAGUUCAUGCCAACCGUGCUCUACGGUGAGCUGCAGUCACCAGGAAACGCGGCAACGCCAGGGGGGUCGACCCUACCGAACGAUGGGGCCGAUGCGGAGGAGGAUGACGAGCCAAUCCCUGCUCAUAUAUUGAACAACGACUGGAGCUGGCUGGAGUUCGGCGACGACGGCAGCGAAGACGGGGCUUCGGCGGAUGUGGAAGAGGUGCCGCAGAAGGUCCCGGCAAACCAUACACUGGCUCGCCGCGAAGAGGCAGCUCCUGCUCGGGGGUCGGGCGUGGCCGGAUCUGCCGGCGGUGAAGCCCCUGAGGGCGCGCGGGUGGAUAGCGGGUCGAACAACGAUGCAAGCCGUGUUGCGACACUGGAGGCGGAGCUGCGGGCAUUGAUGGGGAAAGUAGCCCAGCUCAGCGGGCAAGUCGUUAAGAGGCAAGAGGAGCCGGAGGGUCAAACGGGGCAAAAUGUGGAAAAACCCGCUGUGGCCGUUGUCGAGAGUCAGCCGCCCGUUCCGGCCGUCACCAAGCCAGCCGCAACACCCUCCCGGAAACCCCAGGUGGCCGCUACCGUCAGGGCAGACCGUGAAAGCCCUGACAACCCCGCGUCCAAGGGCACUUCAGGUGUGCGGAAGGAUAGGCAGCGGCUUUCCGACAUGAAGGAUGCACCCCACUUACCGCCGAAUCCGCUGAUGCAGGAUGACUUGGGGAGCGGUGGGAGCCAUGGAAUGGGGAGGACCGAUGAACCUAUCCUCGACAGGCAGGGCAAUACCCAUGGCAGAAACAUGUCCUCUCAGCAUUACGAGGAGGGGCCUUGGCGUUUUGGCGGGAAGCGGGGCAGGGGCGACGAAAGCGUUAUCAUUGUGGUUGACUACGACCCGGAAGAGCGGGUCCCCGGUCUACCGCGCUCAAUGCCUAAACCCAAGCCAUUCAGGGUGAGUCACCGUCUUCUGCGCAUAAACCCCAAUAGUGCACAUUUAUGUGAGUUAGGAGAGUAA
Messenger RNA from Closterium sp. NIES-65, 1098 nucleotides. The record is from the annotation of a GenBank genome assembly. NCBI's taxonomy places the organism in Eukaryota, Viridiplantae, Streptophyta, Zygnematophyceae, Desmidiales, Closteriaceae.